This is a messenger RNA of Bemisia tabaci, 728 nucleotides long. The record is from RefSeq and is a predicted model, not a curated record. NCBI's taxonomy places the organism in Eukaryota, Metazoa, Arthropoda, Insecta, Hemiptera, Aleyrodidae.
GCAUACACUUACACAAAAUUUAACUGAGCUUAUGUGAUUGCAUUUUGAAACGACAUUAAGAUUUUUCAAAUGAAGUGUUUUAUUAUUCAGUGACCGCAAUAAAGCGUACUCAACAUGUUUGCUGCACUAAAUUUUCGAUGGGUUUUGGUUUGGAUCUGCGUUAUUGUGUUUGGUUUUGCGACUCAAACCACACAGGUGCCGGCUCAGUUCGUAACGCAACCGUCCACUGCUAUAGCAAAGUUGACGCAUCCUCAGCUAAAACGGAGACUGAUGAUUACUUCCUCGACCCGGACGAUGACUCCAACAACCAUGAUCAGGAUCUUCAAAUCAGGGUGCCAAGAACUCCAAAGCCUAGACCAUCCCUAGCGGCCAUACAAUCGAGUAAAUACCUCGGCUUUCAGGGUCCGAACGGAAAAAACCCCCUAAAACCCUCAACACCUCUACCACUUUACGAAACAAAAAACUCUGGGGUGGACCAACUGGCUCAGAGCCUGGGCGUGAUGACACUCCAAAAUCCGUCUCAAUCGGCGUCUCAAUCAAGAGGCUGGAGCUGGAGCAGGUUCAGAAGCAGCCUUAGGAGGAGUACGUUGAGAAGGAGCAAGAUGCAAAUGGACUUGAGUUAUUUAUUAAAAUCUGCGACCAAGAAUGAACCUAUCAAGUCAGAGAAUGAACCUACCAGUCCAAUGUCAUCGGACUCCGGGUAUGAUGCCGGGUACAGUUCAGGUUAA